Messenger RNA from Adineta ricciae, 1086 nucleotides. The record is from the annotation of a GenBank genome assembly. NCBI's taxonomy places the organism in Eukaryota, Metazoa, Rotifera, Eurotatoria, Adinetida, Adinetidae.
AUGUCGCGGGAAUAUACGGAAAAACAAAUCGAAGCAAUUCGAAAAAUUCAGCGAUUUUGGCGUCGUUAUGUGGAUACGCAAGUGUUUUGUUUCUAUCGCGAUCUUAUUCAUUUUCAUAACGAAGGUGAUCCACAAAUUCUGAUGCGAACAAUCAAUCCGACCGAAUCGAAGUACAUCGAUUCAGCAGCGGGAAUUCGCAUACGUUUUCGUUUAGCCGGUGAUCGUUUCCCGCCAACGAUUUAUUAUAAGAUCUAUACAAACCGUCCGAUUCAAGAUCUCGGUGCCAAUGCUCCACGAGAUUAUACACGCCCGUAUUUAAAGCUUCCAUGUGCAGUUGAUUCAAAUAACAAACUAAACCGUUUUCCACAACAAGAUAAAGAUGGGUGGUAUCGACGCAUUGAGAAUAAUGGUUGGCGACCCGUGGCUUAUACGCAUUUGUUGCAAGUCAAUAUGGAUCAAUAUUAUAGUUCAAGUGAACAUCGGAAAACAAUUUCAUUUUCACCGUCGAAAAUGCAGCGACGACAAGAUGUGGAGCGGAAACGAAAAGAAAAGAAAUUAGAAUGGUUAAAAAAGAUGUAUAAAAUCGGUAUGAUUGAUGGUGAUAAUACUAAUGAAACAUCAGAUAAUGAAAUGUCUCGACUGAUUAACGACACAACCACUAGUAUACUGAGAAUAUAUAACGCAUACGGUGCAGAUGCUGUCCAAGAUUGGGAAGUUAAUGAAUUACUUGAAUGGACACACAAUCUCAACUAUGAUGAUUAUUUAAAUAAUUGGAGAACAAUUGGAACAAGUGCUUCAUCAAAUGUCUUGCAUGGUAUGUUUCAUUUGAGCGAAAUCCGUUUCUAUUCCAUGUUUUCUAUUCGUUUACUAGGCAAUUCGAAAUCAUAUCGACCAUAUCGUGAUAUCGAUGAUCGAACUAUCUCCACGUUAACCGAAUCGCGACAUGUUUCCGUUCAAGUCAAUGUUCCGACUGUUCACUCGGUUCGCGCUCUACCUACAGCGGAUAGCGAAGCAAGUUUCGAACGUACAACAACCACCGCCUACUCUCAACCAAUUAGUGAGCAUAUAGAAAUUCCUUUGAAAUAG